AGGAAAUCAGUCAGUUAAUAAUAAAACACCUCUCCUAUGUGGACUCCUGGAGGCAAAAGUUUUCUUUCUUCUCUUUGACUGAUGUGUUUGUCUACGUUUUGCUUAAAGCUGAUAAAAAAUAAUUCUGCCUGAAUCAGACAAUGAAUCGGAUCAAACUUUGCUUGCAAGGAUUUAUCUUCAGCAUGAAUCCUUGUGGCAAGGGAGAAAGAAACCAACAUCCCGUUGGCAGCGCUGGUUUACCCUGUUCUUGCCACCAGCUGAAAGCAUCUCUUACUGAGCAGAACAGCUCUGGGGAGAAACCCAUCAGGGUCAAACGCCGCAGAACCAGACGGGAGCGCAACGAUGUCAAAUUCGGCAGGAAUGGUACUGACAGUGUCCUGGAGCAGAGGCCCAGCUACAAGGGGCUACAAAAGGCAUUGCCCCCUUUCUGGAGUUCUCAGCUGACCCACUGUGCCAAGCCAGCCUCCUUCAAAGGGAUCAGUGGCACGAAACGCGUGAUUAUAACCCAGAACAGACUCUCUCAGCACUUGGGCAUGUUUAAUAAGGAGGUGAAAUCUGUUAACAUAGAGAGGUUGCUGAACCCGGGAUGCAAGCAAGAUUUUGUGGAGGCAUCCCCAUUACGAAGAGACAGCGGGGUGGACAUGCAGGUGGAGGAAGAGAGCCAGGUUGCUAAAUCCACUGGCUCUGAUCGGAUAUCUGUUCCCUGUGAGCAGCUGGGAUCCAGUGGAAGUAAUCUCUGUGGGACGAAUGAGGAUUCUCUUCCUGUAGUCGUACCCGCUGUCUCUGCAGUGGUUACAGAACAGUGUUCCACAACUCUUGUAGAUGCGACGGAUCCCAGAACCCAGUCUUUGGUUGCACCUGCUGUUGAAGAGGUGAAUCACCAGUCAGAUGCUGAUCCUUGCCAGAGCAAUGCCACGGUGGUUGCAAAUGAAAAGGAGAAUGUCCCUCCUGCCUCCCCGGCAGGAUCCAAGUCCCACAAUGCCAAAUCUCUCGCCAGGGAACUGGCUCAUGACCUGGAAAAGCGUCUCAACCUGGAGGCGAUCUUCCCCGGGCGCAACUUAAUCAACGAGACGCGUCAGGCUAUCAUCAGCACCCUUUUAGAGCAGAAGCGAAAGUUACCUGAUGUUUCCGUUUGGGCACGGUGCAAGAAGUUAGCAGGCAGUUCUAAGGGUGGAGCUGUCCAGGCAGAUUUCAGGACCCCAGCCGGAAGGGACCAAGAAUCAAAAUCCAGUGGCAGCAGCUGGAACUCCAGUCAGGGCAUUUUUCCAAAAAAGAAGAGAAGUCGAGAUCUGUUCUUCCUUACCAGCCCCAUCCUUCCCAGUCUUGCACAAACAGCUGUAAGAACGGGUGAAGAGAGACCGUCCCCGGGAGAAGACAUGGACUUCUUUGUGGAGCCGGAUAGAAUUAACCAGCAGAGCUUUGGCUUGGCAGCUGUCCAGCCCCACCCUCGUAGUCCAUUUUCCCAACAUGCGAAUUCAACCGCACAAAGCUCCCUCGCUCCAGAGAGACAUCCUCUGUGGGAGACUUUGCUCAAAACCACGUGGCCCUGGGAUCAAGGGCUGAGAGAUGUUCCCCGGCAGCCCAGAAGCAGACAAGAGAGGGCCGAGGUAGCCUACAGACCGCUACAAAAGAAGACUGCAUCCCAAAGGCAUUACUCGUCUUCCGGUACCUGGGAUUCCUGGAGUCUGGCCAAUGGAAGCAAGGAUAACAGAUGUCCCAGCCAGUUCCCUGUGGUAGAUUCCCAGCAGUAUUCCUAUGUUAACGAGCUCGGAUCAGAGCAGUGGAGCUUACAGGAGGCAGAGCCUGUUCCAGUCCAUAGGCUGCAUCUUUCGCAGAAACCAUGGGAUUCCCAGACUCUGGGGGUGGGGAUCAGAUCUACAGAGAGAGCCGCCUCUGAGUCUCAGACUUCCUUUGAUGUCUUAAAAAGCAUCUGGAGUCCCAAUGUUCCGCGAGCCCUGGGCUGUCCCUUUCUAGCUCAGCCAUCCUCUUUAAGGGAGCCAAACUCAUACCGAGAUGACUUUUUCCAGCUGUACAACGUCAGCCCUGAGCAGAAUUGCUGCUUACACAGGCAAAACCCUCAGUCAAAAUUACAUGUGCCUGGCAGACACCCCCUGAAUGGACAUUGGGUGUUCUCUGGACCGGCAAAGCCAAAAACCCACCAUCAGAAAGCUGCUUUAGAACCAGGUAGAAUCUCAAACAGUUACCCAUUCUGGGGACCAUCGGAGGCUUCCAUGAGAAUGCAGGGAACCACGGAGAAAGGCUGCUCCAGUUCCAGGAUCCAGGCUUGCGGUUGGGAGAGGCUAAGCCAAAUGGAAGAAUUGCAGCAGUUGCGACUCUUCCAGCAGUUGCCGAUGUCAUAUUUCCCCCCAUCGGAGGUUCUAGAGAAUAAGCAGUCCCCGUUCCACACUCUGCAGGACCAUCUAUUGGGACAGUCCAGCCCUGAGCCCUGGUCCUUCCCACGCAUGAAGCUGUACUGAAACAGUGCAAGGAACUGCAUCCUGUAAUAGGAGAUAGUUCCAAAGAAUUGUUAGGUCUCUAAGAGUUGGACAGCCAAGGAUAUAAUUUGCUUUUACCUAAACCACUCGCCUUUACCUUAACCAUAACUCUUUCUUCUUUUUCCUCUCCCUCUCGCUUAAUUCUAUCAUUUCUAUCCACCCUUUUAAAGCAGUUUUCUUUGGUCCAUUCAUACAUGGCUGAGCGUCCCCUAUGAAAAAUAUUUCUCUUUUCCUGAUGGAGUCAGCGCUUGGCAAGCAGAAGGCGUGGGCUGGCUGUCUCUUAGUACUCACAGUGCUUUUACCUUGAUAGUAUCACCUCACUCCAUUAAAUUGCUACGUUUCACAAACAUA
Heteronotia binoei (common prickly gecko) is the source of this 2846-nucleotide messenger RNA. RefSeq names its product proline rich 19 (gene PRR19). The transcript has 4 exons. The record is from RefSeq and is a predicted model, not a curated record. Bases 141 to 2477 code for a protein of 778 amino acids. NCBI's taxonomy places the organism in Eukaryota, Metazoa, Chordata, Lepidosauria, Squamata, Gekkonidae.